Molecule: messenger RNA, 5490 nt
Organism: Amoebophrya sp. A120
Lineage: Eukaryota; Dinophyceae; Syndiniales; Amoebophryaceae
Source: the annotation of a GenBank genome assembly
CGAUUAUCACGACCGUGUUUUCGUUUUGCAUUGGUGCCAUAAUUAGAAAGAAAAGUCACGCACGAUCAGCAAAAACAACACGACGCAGACCGCAGCGCUCUCCUUCUGUGCAGCACAAGUUCAUCUACAUCUGCGCAAAGAGAAGAUAAGUCGGAAUCUUUUUGCUUGAAAAGAACAGACAAAAAAACACCAUGUCCCAGACGAUCGGAUCUAUCGAGAAGGUCGCCGGGCCCCUUGUGGUCGCCGGCGGCAUGUCCGGUUGUAAGAUGUUUGAGCUAGUGCGGGUCGGUAUCCACUGCAAAUAUGCCUGGGUCUGGAAGAGUCGAAGGUUUGUCAUGCAGGUCUUCGAUGCCCCAUGAGCUCGGGAAUGCAGGGCCUCGCAUGACAGAUUCUCUGAGGUGCUUCUCAUGCCUGUUCUAGACGAUAGACUCCUUCUCACCCUGACCAAAACUGGCAACUCUUGGCAGUCACGCAAGACAGAUUUUUGUGUGACCCACAACAUGCAUCACAAGUCUGAGCUCUUCUAGACCCAGACGUCUUUGCACUGGAUAGUCGGGAAAGAGAAGCUGAUCGGGGAAGUCAUUCGGCUGGAGUUGGACACAGCCUCCGUGCAGGUACAAAAAACUGGAAUCGGAAUUGUUGCGUUCUGGCACGCAUGACAAAUUCGAGUCUCUUCCAACGGUUCCAUGCAUCAACAUCAUCAUGCGGGACAUUAUACUAGUUUCUCGUGAUGUACUAGCUACAUGCAUGAAAAGCUGCACGACAUCAAAAAACCUCUACAGGUCUACGAAGACACCGCGGGUCUGACGGUUGGCGACCCGGUGUACGGCACGGGUUCCUCGCUCUCCCUCGAACUCGGACCGGGGAUCUUAAACGACAUCUACGACGGCAUCCAGCGGCCGUUGGAGCGCAUCAUGAACGAUACCGGGUCCGUGUUCAUCAAGCGCGGUGUGGAAGUGGACAACCUGAACCGGGCCAAGUCCUGGGAGUUCCGCCCCUUCCCAGGGAUCAAGGUCGGGGACAUGCUCACGGGUGGGGACAUCUUCGGCAUUGUCCGGGAGAACGGGCUGUUCCGGGAGCACCGAAUCAUGAUCCCGCCGAAGUCGCAGGGCCGCGUGGCGCAAAUCAUGGGCGCGGGGAAUUACAAGGUGCUGGACACCCUGCUGGUGUUGGAUACCCCGGAUGGAAAGAAGGAGCAGCUACGCAAGAUAGAUUUUUUCCUGCACACGACGGACUUUCACGUAGAAGUACAAGAAAACGUCGCAUGACAAAGUUGUUUCCCAACUCAAUAAAGCAUGUUGUCACUUGUGAUGCAGAAUCGGACUGGAGAAAGGUUGUGUCAUGCGGAAACAGCAUGUGUACGACUACGAGCAAGGAAGUCGCGUACGGGAGGAAAUUUACUGUGGAUAGCAUCUGCAGAUGAUGCACAAGUGGCCCAUCCGUGAACCCCGCCCGACCAAGGAGAAGCUGCGUGGUAUGUUUUUUUGUGAUGCGAUCUCAAUCUCUCUCCCUUGUUUGUAAUGCACGACUGCAUGAUAAUCGUUUCUCUUGCUGAGGGAGAACAAGCUCGAUCUUCCCUGGUUCGUUUUGCAGCAAAUGAGCUUUGUCAUGCAUUUGAAGAAGGUAGUAGCUUGCGACGUUGGUGAUUUCCCAUCACACCUGAAACACGCAAAAAAAACCCUUACCAGGUGAAGUUGCGAUGCUGACGUGCCAGCGGGUGUGCGACGCGCUGUUCCCGAUGACGCUAGGUGGUACUGCGGCCGUCCCCGGGGCCUUUGGCUGUGGAAAGACCGUGAUUUCCCAGGCGCUUUCGAAAUACUCGAACACAGGUAGGCUUUUCGAAAUUUCAUGUUCAUCAUAUCAAAAUCAACAUCAAGAACAUGCCUUUUUUCCGUAGUAGUUCACAGGUACUUCUACUACUUACAACAUCCCCGCAGUCGUAAAAGACGACCUCUUGACCGUUUUUCAUCAGUCGCUUGUACUAUCACAAUUCACCGUCAGAUGUCGUGGUGUACGUGGGGUGCGGCGAGCGCGGUAACGAGAUGGCCGAGGUGCUGUGCGAUUUCCCCGAGCUUACCACCCUGAUCGAGGGGAAAGAGGAGGAGAUUAUGCAGCGAACCACCCUCGUGGCCAACACUUCGAACAUGCCGGUCGCGGCCCGAGAGGCGUCCAUCUACACCGGAGUCACUACGGCGGAGUACUUCCGUGACCAGGGCUUCAACGUGGGUAUGAUGGCGGACUCCACCUCCCGAUGGGCCGAGGCGCUGCGUGAGAUGGCCGGGCGAUUGGGGGAAAUGCCGGCCGACAGCGGGUACCCGGCCUACCUCGGGGCCAGGUUAGCGUCCUUCUACGAGCGGUCCGGGCGGUAUGGAUGUGUCAGAGUUGAAAUCGACAAAGUUGAAAUAACUUGCAAUGCAUAAAAUCGAUGCCAGUUGCAAGCCCAAUUUCUAAGCGGAGCAUGACAAAUUUGAGUAGAGCCGAAGUCCAGUUUGUAAUGCUGUUUGGAUAAGGAAGACGCCUCUUGUCAUGCUACUUCAGCAGCUCUAUUUCUAUUCCGAAACAGGCUUACAAUCUGCCUCCCUUGCCUACUCUGCAAGACAGGCGUUUUCUGCGUUGCAUUUUAUGCAUUACAAGUUAUUUCAACUUUGUCGAUUUCAACUCUGACACAUCCAUAGGCGGGUGAACUGCAUCGGGACGCCAGACCGGGAAGGCUCCGUGUCCAUAUGAAGGCCUCAGAAUGGAAAUCCUCAAAGUGGAAAUAAUUUGUGAUGCGUGAAAUGUAAGGCAAAAAAGACUGUAUUGCAGAGGACACAAUGGAGGCCGACCAUUGUCCUGCUAGGGGUGAAGAGUUGGAGUGUUGCUUAGCACGAGAGAAGGGCACCCCUUUGCCUCAACCUGCAUGACAGACAUGCUUUAAGGGCCCAGGAAAUUUGUCAUGCGCCGACUACAAAUGGCGCUUCAACUGGACUCGUUUUUUUGCAUUACAAAUUAUUUCCACUUUGAGGAUUUCCAACCUGAGGCCGUCAUAGUCCAUCGUCGGCGCCGUGUCCCCACCGGGUGGUGAUAUGACGGAUCCGGUUACGAGCGCGACGCUUUCCAUCGUGCAGGUGUUUUGGGGGCUGUCAAAGAAGCUGGCGCAGAGGAAACACUUCCCGUCGCUGGACUGGACGAUCAGCUUCUCCAAGUACGUUUUGAUUUUUUUAUUCCUCGUAGUCAAACCUGCUGUCAUCAUGCAGCUUCUCCUCAUCUUCCACUCAAAUUGUCACGCAAAAAAUCACCCGGGGAGACCCAUUUUAUUGGUGUUGAUAGGUUUACAUCCAUUAUUGCAGCGACUCUACUGUCAUUCCCACUGCUGAUCAGGUACGUCCGCAUCCUGUGUCCCUUCUUCGAGGCCAACUACGAUCCGGAGUACGGUCGUUUGGUACAGACCUUCAAGGAAAUUCUCCAGAAGGAAGACGACUUGCAGGAGAUCGUGCAGUUGGUCGGGAAGGAUUCUCUGUCCGAGGAUCAGAAGUGCACCUUGGAGGUGGCUAAGAUCAUUCGUGAGGAUUUCUUGCAGCAGAACGGUUUCUCCGACUACGACUUCAUGUGCCCCCUGGCGAAGACCAUCGGUAUGAUGAAGGUCAUCGCAUUGUUCCACGACACCGCACAGAAGAUGAUCGUGGAGUCAACCGGAGACAAGAAGAUCACCUGGGGUAUCAAGAAUAUUUCUGAACGAGGGCUGUUGAUGUAUGAUGUCUUUCGAGCACGGGCCAUCAACCGUAACCGCUGCAUACGUACACAGCUCAGUCGUGCAAGUAGAGUGCAUUGUUCUUUGCUUUCAAGAUCAUUUUCAUCAUCGACCGCUUUUUUCUUUGUGAAUAAAACGUAUCCAAAUCACAAUUUUUUCCAGGUCUGAUCUACACCGUGAUGAGGGAACAGAUCGUGAAGAUCACAAACAUGAAGUUCGAGUUGCCCCGGCAGCCGGACCAGCACUUCAAGCUAUGCAAGACAAAUAUCAUGCCGCCGUCCCUACUCUUGCUCAGCGAAGUAACUUGCAGAACCUUGUCGUGGAGAAAACAUAUGCCCCAAGGGCUUUGUGAUGCAGAAUGAGAGAUAACUCUGAGCCGGGUGACGGCGGGCAUCAUGAUUUUUCUCGUGCAUACAAGACCGUCUACGGACAGCUGGUUACGGAGUUGGAGACCUCCUUUGCCAACCUCGGCGACCAUGUGUAAGUGUAAGUACAUCAAGGUAAAGUCUCAUCCGACCUUUUAUUUUAGAGUCGUUUUUAGCUUUAGGUCAUCAACAUAUACGAGCUAGAUUGGAGGAGGACUUCGUUGUUCAAAGUUUUUCAACGCUUCGAGCUAUGGUUGUGGAUGGUUGUGUAUCCUGUGCAAAAGUAUCGUACUCGUAGUAAUUGCACUCAUGCAUUACAAGUUUUUUUCUCAAGGUAAAUCUAAAUCCGCAUUACAAAUUCUAUUUCUCAUGCUGAGAGAAUUUGUCACGCAUUUAUACGAGUGCGAUACUUUUGCAAUGCAUAUUGUGAGUCUGUCUCUGUUCUUUCUACUUCACGUCCAACAUGCCAAACAAUUAUUUGAAGCACAUGUACUAUCCAACUGUUCUUCUCCGAAAGUAACACACGACUAGGACUACGUACCAACGCGAUUUACAACUGUAGUUGUGCGUUGUGGUUUCUACUUCGGUUUCGGGUUUAUUGCUGCUUCUCCUUGUAUUUUUCCGUGGGAACAAGCAAAAAUACCACACAAUGAUCUCUCGCUGCGUUGCGGUUGCGUGGUGUGUGACAGAAAACAAAAAAAUAUCCUAUGUGCAGCCCAAGAUAGAUUCCAAAAGAGAAAAAUUCGAGAAAGUAAAGUCUUUUUCACUCGAGGAUCAUUGUUACUCAGUAAUGACAAAUUUGUUGACGAAGCGGAGAGCACUCCUGCUUAAGGCACAACUUCAAGCCAAAUCAAAACUUCUUCUUCUACUUACUUCACAUCUUCUUACUUCUUAUUUUUACACACCGAAUACUUAGAAUGGUUGAUUGAGUUUGACAUUGUGGCGAGUUGAUCUAGCGUUCAAAUAUCAUGCUCGUCUAUAAUAUAAAAAAAGCGAUGGUUUUUGUGUGGACCUGAAAAUAGUAGAAUAACUUCAACAAAAGGUGUUGACGAAUCAGAAGCGGAAUAUUAGCUUUCUGGUGAAGCAACUACAUGGUACGAUUGAAUUUAGAAUUCUGGGACAAGGAUAGAAUUAUGGAUGGAAUGUUUCAAAUACAACACAGGCGCGCACAACUAUCGUCUUUGCUCUUGAUUUUAGCAAGUGUAGGUGAAAGAACGCAUCCUGUCUAAAGAUGACAGCUCAGUAGUGUCGGACUCGGUUGCAUUCUUCGAAAUAUAAAUAUUUUCGUCGUUCUUUGAAUGAUUUUUCGGAGGGAUUUACGACGCAGAUGAGAGGAAGAACCAAAAUGCAGUUGGAGGGAGGUACUAGUUGACGCAUGCGAGCUCUCCAUUUGAC